Pelmatolapia mariae (spotted tilapia) is the source of this 5323-nucleotide messenger RNA. It is a transcript of the gene cadm4, whose product is annotated as cell adhesion molecule 4. Gene Ontology annotation, biological process: negative regulation of peptidyl-tyrosine phosphorylation; regulation of wound healing; regulation of Rac protein signal transduction. The record is from RefSeq and is a predicted model, not a curated record. The transcript is spliced from 8 exons. Gene Ontology annotation, molecular function: vascular endothelial growth factor receptor 2 binding. Lineage: Eukaryota; Metazoa; Chordata; Actinopteri; Cichliformes; Cichlidae. Gene Ontology annotation, cellular component: cell-cell contact zone. Bases 2263 to 3459 code for a protein of 398 amino acids.
GUGAACGACAGAAAACAGACAGAUGGAUUUGAUCAGCAGUGAUAGCACACUGGGAUUAUGACAGCUUUCAUAGAUCAACAGGAAAGAAGCAAAACGAGGACAAGUUGUGGGAACUAACUAGCUUCUGCGGACCAGAGGAUUAAAAGAAGAGGACAGAGAACGGGCGCUAGAAUGGAUAAACUAAGCACAAUUUGAGAUCAGUUUUAACAAGUGGAUAGACUUUGUUUCCAUCUGAGUGCUGCCAGGCCUUAGACCUGCCAGACCCGAGCUGCUGGUGUACACCAACACAGAGUAAUUUUCUCAGCAUCAGCCAGUUGACCAAUGAAGUCAGCACUGUAGGGAAGAUUGGCGAUGAUCCGCUUUCAGCUUUGCCAGGAGUGUCAGAGCAAUCGCCGUUAGAGCUCAUUGUGUUUGCAGUAGCACAGAGAGUGAGAGAGAAAGCAGAGAGUGUGUAGUAAUCUAAGGAUGACACCCGCACUUUAUUCCAUCAGAUAGUGCUCAGUGAGGUGUGCGGUGCAGCUCGCUGCGCUUUGUCUCUACACUACAAACACACACACAUUAAGCACUCACAACUACACACACACAAACACACCAGAGCCACACACUUACACAGACCAACAAGGCAUCAGGUCCUGACAAUCAGCGAAACUGUGUCUGGACCUUGAACACAGCAGGGUUUGAGAUCAGUGUGUUUGAGCGAGAGUAUAACUGGAGUGCACCCAGGCGCCGACUGCAGCCAGUGGAACACGUUAGAAGGAAGCGUUAGGAAAGCCGAUGCUGCAUGAUUAAACUGUCCGAUAGCCUGUGAUUAUUCAGAGAAGUCUAAAAUUACCAUGUAAAAUCACUGUCCAUUUGCGCUGCAGUGUGUACAUGAUAGCUCAUCUGCAAAGUUCUAGCAUCCAAGCGAAUAAUGGUAGAAUUCUUGUGAGGAUCACGUGCAAGUCUCCGGGGUAAUAUAGCAUACCAAAAUAUGUAGCAUCUGAAUGUAAAGUAUCUUACAACAGUUUUGUUCAGUGCUUUGCUAGUUCGUUCUUCUACACAGGGCAAGCACUUUCACUCUGUCUUUUCAACGCUGCACUCGAGCUCAAUGGAUUUUAUUUAACCUUGGCUAUCUCUAGAUGAGUUGCAGUAAGAUAGUGUCUCAGUCUCUCAAGAGGUCUGGAUGGUUUGGUAUUAGCUCUAAGGAACAUUGACUUCUCUGCCUACUGAUUUGUUGGGUGAGAAGUGCUGAAAACCUUGUCUAACUCAUUAAAAUACAAUCUGUUUGAGGAUGAACGUUGUUGCCCUAGAUUCUUCUGUCCUUAAGGGCAUAGCAAUGGAGAUGGUUCUAUUUUGAAAGUUGUAAUGUUGUCAACACCAGCAGAGAAAAUCAGACUUGCUUUGGAUGUCAGUUUCUUGUGUUUUAUUUGACUGAAAUAUUGUAAUACUGAUGGUUUAUUUCCCCUAAAUAAGCGUGGUUUGACCCAAUGGAGACAGGUUGCCUAUUUGUUGUUGUGGUUAACUGUGUGGCUCAUUAUUGCUCAGACCCUGCUAUAAGCUCCAAGUGUGACGCUGUAGUAUACAGUUGAAGAAUUAAUUAACCUGUACCUCAUUCAGUUAAUUGCAUAGCUGCCAUUACUGAAUACUCUUGUUAGUAUACGGUCUGUUUGGUACUGUUUGGCAUUGUUUUUCUCAGUUUAUUGAUUUUGAGAAUCUCAGGCUUUGGUCUCAGGAGACUUAAAGCGCUACAAUAAAAAAUUAUAUUUUCUUUAAAUCGAACUGAGCCUCUGUAGGACUUUGCCGUAGCAAAUCUCCCACAUUACAUGGAAUUAAAACAAUGCAUAUUCUAAAUUCUGUCUAAGGAACACAAGGAGCUAUAGUCAACAAAUGAACUUUGUUGCUGUAAGCUUUUUUCUGUGUGCAUUGUGAUAUAGUGUCUAAAUCGCUUGCUCUAUAAUUGCUCUGAGCUCUGGCAAAACGUUUGUGUGUUGCGUGCAAACGCUGGCUAGAAGUCAGUCUUGUGUGGCUUUGUUGCUAAGGCAGUUUCUUUGCAUGUGCUUGGAUGCUGUAUAGCACAGUUUGUCCUCAUACAACAACAGUUAGCAUGUGCAUUAGUCGGCAUUGUUUUUGAGAACAAAUCCAAGUGCAUAUAUGUGUGUGUGUGGACUGGUUUGUCAGUAGCAGUGCAGGCAGGGUCACAGAGGAGCCAUUGAUCAAACAGUCACAGCCACACACACACACACGCGCGCAUUUAUACAUACAAACACAAGUUCUCAAUACACAAUGAGGCCUGUCCGAAGCUCUGUCCUCUGCCGCCUCCUUCCUGCUCCUUACUCUCUUGCUCUGCGCAGCCUAGUUCUGGUCCUGCUCUGCAUCACUCCCCAUUGUCAGGCAGUGCAAGCAGAGAAUGUAACAGUCUUGGAGGGGGGUACGGCUCAGAUCUCCUGCCGCCUGCAGAACUACGAUGGAUCAAUCGUGGUCAUCCAGAAUCCCCGCCGCCAGACUCUCUUCUUCAACGGCACGCGAGCCUUGAAGGACGACCGUUUCCAGAUGGUGCUCUUCACGCAACGGCUGGUUCGCAUCACACUGACCAACGUUAGCGUGUCGGAUGAGGGCGGCUACUUCUGCCAGCUCUACACGGAUUCCACGCACCACCAGGUGGCGACACUCUCGGUCUUGGUUCCCCCAGAGACACCCACAGUGGAGGUGAAGCAGGAGGCUGUGGAGGGCGGCGAGGCGGAACUCACCUGUGUGUCACCACGCAGCAAGCCGGCCGCCACCCUGCGAUGGAUGCGUAAAGGACGGGAGAUAGCAGGUGUGGUAUCGCUGCAGGACAAUGGGAAGACAUUCAGUGUGUCCAGCACCAUCCGCAUCCCGGUAGAAAGGAAAGACGAUGGGGCAGCACUGAGUUGUGAGGCAUUCCACCCUGCACUUAAUGGGCAGAAGAGGAUUCGGCAUUAUCGCCUGGAUGUGUAUUUUGCACCUACAGUUCGAAUUGUUCCUCCUGCUGGCAUUUUGCGAGAGGGCGACUCGCUCACCCUCACCUGCUCUGUCACUGGGAAUCCUCUGCCCAGAAACACUCAGUGGUCCAAGAUUAAUGACACCUUACCUGAGAGGGCAGAGAUUUCUGGCACUACUCUUCAGAUUUCCCGUCUUAGCCAAUCACAUAACGGGACAUACCUGUGCCAGGCCCAGAACGACUACGGUCGUGCUGCUGAUCAUUACACGCUGUUGGUGUAUGAUCCUGGUGCAGUGGUGGAGACUCACAGUGCAGUACCCUAUGCAGUGAUAGGUGGUGUUCUGGCGCUGCUGGUUUUCACUGUCAUCUGUGUCCUCAUUGUCACCAUCUGGUGCUCUGUCCGACAGAAAGGUUCCUAUCUUACCCAUGAGGCCAGUGGAUUGGAUGAACAUGGUGAAGUGCAAGAGGCCUUCCUCAAUGGGAACGACGCCAGCCAGGGCAAGAAGGAGUACCUACUGUAGCCCUUCUCCUUCCCUAUUCCCUUUUCUUCUGACCUCAUACCCCUUCCCCCUUCCUGUCCUUGUGUCCCACCUUAUAUACAGUAUACACACACACGCACACGCACACACAAACACAAAAUACAAUGUGCCAUAAGAGGCAGCCUUCUGAAAACGACUGUAUACAGAUACCGCACACAGCCAAUCCAUCCUGUUCCAGUCCACUCCAUAUACAUCCUGUAAACAGACAUAAACUAGGAGACAGACUGAGAAAAGAGAGCCUCUAGACCCACCAGCCAUUAACGACUGUGUCAUAUACUGUAAGCUGGAGAAACUGGGGAAAAUAUAGGGAGUGAGAAAGGGAGAGAGAGAGGGGCCACAGAGUGAGGUGAAUGUAGACAAAAGCGAAAUGAUGCCAUAAUUAUUUUGAUUGAGAGGGAAACGGGGAGCACAAAGAAAACCGGCACUCUGCCUGUGCAGCCGCCAAAGUGGAAAGGGAAUUAGAGGCAGAUGACUGCUAUAAUUCCCCGCCUGGAGAAUAGAAGAAUCCAUUUCACAAAGCUCAAUUUUUUAACUGACGGAGACAGUGGAAGCACUGUGUGAGAAGGGAGAGAGGACAAAGGGGAGAGAGAGAGAGUUGACCAGGAGCUUCUGAGUGCUUGAUGCUUGAAAAUGGAUUUUUUUUUUUUUAAUUGCCAAACCAUCUUGGCUACAGAGCUUAGCUCAUAUAUAAUUCCCUAACAAAACUAAACUGAGUCCCAGGAAGUAUCCAUACUUUAUGAACAAACUAACUGUCCUGUUUUGCUAUCCUUGUUGGGUGGCCUGCCAAUUUGUAAAAAGAAGAAAAAAAAAAGAAGCAUCUUUUAGUGUUAUUUUUCCCCUCUCACUGCAACAGUGGAGGAAAUGUGGUCCUCUUUUAAUUUGCUUUGCGUUCACCUGUUACAAUCCUCUCCCCUUACUCGUAUAUCUCUCUUUGUCUCUGUAUGUCUCUCCCUCUAUCACUUCUUUGUUGGCUCCUAAUAAUGAAAGGAUUAGUAUUGGGCUGCGUUCCCGAGAAAGAAGAAAGGAAUAUGACUUGCUAAGGCAUUAAAGAAAAGUAUAAUUAUUUUAGAAUGUCAUUAAGAGGAUAAAAAGGUUUAAAACUCUUAAUAAGAGGGCCAAGAAGAAUCAGAGUGAAAGGACUGAACGAGAGAGUAAAAUGGAAGGCUUUUUUUCCCUGAAUGCUCAAACACAUAUGCAGAUACAUGCACACAUUCAUACGUACAGUAAAACAUGUUGACAGUAUACAUAUCUCUGAAUUCCUUGUUUGUAUAAAAAAGAACUUCGACAUAAAUUAAAUUAAACUUUUAAGAAAUAAGAAAACAGUUUACUACUGAAACGCAUUAUGAGCAACUAUACUAACACAGAAUACUAGCCUAUAGAGGUGCAAAGCCGAACAAACUACUGUCCAGUGAUCUUUAAAGAAAAUGAAGAAAAGAAUAAAAAAAAAACAUUUGUCUUUAUGAGAAACCAGAGGUCUUAUUGAUUUUCUAUUAAUUAUUAUUAUUAUUUGAACAAUUAUGAUUGUUGUUACUGUUAUUAUUAUUGCCGUUGUUAUUAUUAUACUUGUAAAUGUUAAAGAAAUGUACACUUCCCAUGGUUUUGUUUUGGUUCUACUGUAGAGAAAUUGCUGUCAUUUUUCACUCUUUUCCUCUUAUCUUUCCUCUCUUUCCCAGUCUUUCUCUCUCUUUGUCUCCUGUGCCUAGCUGUUUCUUCUCCUGUCUUUCACUCUUGUUGAUUUUACCGUCCAUGUGUCAUUGUUGAUAUAUAGCUAACUAUUUCUUUAUAGGGGAAAGAUACAAAGCACGACAAAAUAAAAAAAGAAUCCAAAAAUAACCUCAGGUAUCAG